Messenger RNA from Diabrotica virgifera virgifera (western corn rootworm), 951 nucleotides. RefSeq lists its product as uncharacterized. The transcript is spliced from 2 exons. Lineage: Eukaryota; Metazoa; Arthropoda; Insecta; Coleoptera; Chrysomelidae. The coding region runs from base 1 to 951 and encodes 316 amino acids. The record is from RefSeq and is a predicted model, not a curated record.
AUGGACUUUAAAGGCGUACCUCCCAUGGAGAUGUCAGGGAAUGUCUCCGAAAAAUUCUGGAAACAGCGAUUCACAACUUACCUCGUGGCAACCGAGAUUUCAAAAAAGGCACAAGAGACUCAAUGUGCCCUGUUGUUAACGUUAAUAGGUGACGAAGGAAUGAGAAUUUAUAAUACAUUCACAUUCUUAGACGAAGAAAAAAAUAAACUAGAAGUUUUACUUACAAAAUAUGAUAACCACUUUACACCAAAGAAAAAUUUAACCUACGAAAGACAUCAAAUAUUAACCAGUAAGCAAACAGAGUUUGAAAGUAUUGAGCAAUUUAGUGUAAGAGUGAAAAAUAUAUCAUUAAACUGUGAACUAGAUCAACUAAGGGAGAGCCUAGUUAAAGAUAUUUUAAUUUGUGGUAUAAAAUCUAACGAAAUUAGAGAAAAACUCCUACAAGGUGAUUUAAAAACAUUAGAAGAAGUUAUAAAGAAAGCAGUUAUCAUAGAAAAGACUAAAGAACGUAAUAUGGCUAUAUCCAGUUACAUGGAGGCAGGUAAGAGUGACUUAAAUGUAGAUAAAGUAAACAAAAAACCCUCAAGAGAUGUAAGGGGAGAAUUCAGACAGAAAUUGGUGACCCAACAUCAAAGCAACAAUAACCGAGAAUGUAAGAAAUGUUCAUAUAAACAUGAUUUUAGAAAAUGCCCGGCUUAUGGUAAAGUGUGUGCAAGAUGUGGAGGUUACAACCAUUUUUCAUCAGCCUGCUACAAUAAGAAGAACAACAGAGAUAGAAGAAGUGUUUAUGCUGUGGGUGAUAACAGUGAAAGAGAAGUGAAAACGGUUUAUGUGGAAGCAAUUGAUAUGAUUUCAAAGAAUGGAGAAAUGACAUGGGCUCAGGAAUUAAAUAUCGGUGCAGUUCGACCCUAUAGCUUUGUAUCUAAAACUACUAAGAGGCAUGCUUCAUAG